AUGGUCGUCCAAUACCAAACUUCCGAUAAUCAAUACUUAAUCAUUGUUGGUGAAAACGCCAAGGAAAACGACAAAAUUCGUCAAGAAGCCUCUCAAAAUGAUUUGUGGUUUCACUUGGAAGAUGUAUCAUCACCACACGUAAUUUUGAAACCAAAUAAUAGUUCAUCAUCCUCAUCGUCAUUUCCUGCCCAGGCUAUUUAUUAUGCCGGCGUGUUGUGUAAAGCCUACAGUAAACAAAAGGCCACACAAACUUCAUCCGUUAUUUAUGCACCAAGAAAAUCAGUCAAAACUGUAAAGGAAAUUGACGGGAGAGUUGAAGUGAAAGGACAUGUGGAGAAGAUGAAGGUUUAUCGGGAUGAUACUAUCAAGGAAACAUUGAAGAAAGUUGUUUAA
Molecule: messenger RNA, 393 nt
Organism: Naegleria gruberi
Lineage: Eukaryota; Heterolobosea; Eutetramitea; Acrasida; Naegleriidae
Exons: 1
Coding region: 1-393 (130 amino acids)
Source: RefSeq, a predicted model, not a curated record